Messenger RNA from Strongylus vulgaris, 360 nucleotides. The record is from the annotation of a GenBank genome assembly. NCBI's taxonomy places the organism in Eukaryota, Metazoa, Nematoda, Chromadorea, Rhabditida, Strongylidae.
AUGGUACAUGAACCUGCAGUUCUCAUCGAGGGAGUGCUGUUCCGUGCUCGAUACCUUGGUUCAACGCAAAUGAUGUGCGAAAGCAGAGGAAGCAAGGCGGCCAGAAUGGCACAGGCUCAAGAAGCUGUUGCCAGAGUUAAGGCCCCAGAGGGUGAAAUACAGCCUAGCACGGAAAUUGAUUUGUUUAUCUCAACGGAGAAAAUUAUGGUGCUGAACACCGAUUUACAGGAUAUCUUGAUGGAUCAUGCUUUGCGUACAAUAUCUUAUAUCGCUGAUAUUGGCGAUUUGGUCGUGUUGAUGGCUAGAAGAAUGUCUGCUAGUAGCAGUGACGAGCACUGCAACCAGUUAGUUUUGCUUUAG